Messenger RNA from Eucalyptus grandis, 3541 nucleotides. Its product is annotated as G-type lectin S-receptor-like serine/threonine-protein kinase SD2-5. The record is from RefSeq and is a predicted model, not a curated record. Gene Ontology annotation, molecular function: ATP binding; protein serine/threonine kinase activity. The coding region runs from base 222 to 2705 and encodes 827 amino acids. The transcript has 2 exons. Gene Ontology annotation, biological process: protein phosphorylation. Lineage: Eukaryota; Viridiplantae; Streptophyta; Magnoliopsida; Myrtales; Myrtaceae.
UACUUGGGGAGGCCAAAGUUGACCCACACUCUUAUGGUUCAAGAUUUCAACAUAACCUUAAUGGUGCCAACCAGACCAUUAAAUUCUAGACCAUGUAAAAAAGAUUAUAACAGCACUUGCACUCAACAGUGUCAAAGAGCAGCUUUCCAGCUCACAUGGAGUCGCAGAUAACCUCUUGCAAGAGACAUCCUUGUACACGACUCUAACUGGUCUCUGGUAGGAUGAUUUCUUCUUGUCUCCGUGCUCCUUCUCCGAAUCUCCUCCUUCUCUCUCUUCUAGUACUCCUUCCAUCACUAACUAUGGCCGAGUCCUGGAAUGGAUCUUCAUCGGUUAGUGCUCCUGCUGCGUGGAACGCCAGUAGACCUUACGACUACAAUCUACCUCGAGAUGGUUUUCAGGUGGGUAUCAAGAUCGUGCUUUACCGGCAAAACUCAGGGCCAAGUUUCUUUUAUGGCUUCACAUGCUACUCCGAUGGCCUCUGCGACUUUGGCCUGUUCAUUUUCCAACUGAUUGAGGACAUGAAAAGCGUCUCGCCAGUGAGCGUGUGGUCGGCUAACCAUGGUAAACUCAUGGAGGACACUGCUCAGCUGCUACUCACCGAGGAGGGCAAUUUAGUCUUACUGGGUAGCAAUGGAAACAAGAUUUGGUCCACGGAUACCGCCGAUAGGCGUAGGUCAGCCGCAGGGUUAAACUUGACCGAAGCUGGAAAUGUCGUGCUCUAUGACAGAAGCAACGCAAUCAUUUGGCAGUCUUUCAAUCACCCUGCAGAUUAUUUCCUUCCUGGACAGGUGCUACAUCCCGGAAUGAAACUUACGGCGACGUCACCCACGCCAGAUGGGAGGGCACCAGUCUACACAUUCGCUGUUGAGGAUCGUGUAGGCUUUGUGGCAUCUGUAACAACACGUGGUUCUCCCCAGACUUACUAUAAAACGAGUGAUGUAAGUAAAAUGACAAGCGACAUCGGACAGGUUGCAGCAUUUUACACGAAUGGAAGAUUCGGUGAGUUUGUUCUUCCCACCACGUCAUUGGCUCAGUUUAUAAGGCUGAGUUCUGACGGGCAUCUGUGGCUUUACGUUCACGAUGGGAACUAUAGCUUCAAUUUUAAGGAUGUUCUCACAGAUAUGAUUGGCUAUUGCGGUUAUCCACUGGUGUGUGGGACUUAUGGCAUUUGUUCAGAGGCGUCUAUGAGCCGUCAAUGUCUUUGUCCAAUUGAGACAGGAUACUUCAAAGAAAUUAAAGAGAGGCAACCGGAAAAAGGUUGCAAUGCUAGCACGUCCAUCUCUUGCGAUUCUCCAAAUCACACUUUUGCAGAAAUUAAAAAUAUCUACUACUUUGCUUUUUCUUGUGAUAUUCGUGCCGAUAUCCCAAACACGACCAUAGAGAUUUGCAAGGAAGCUUGUUUGAGUAAAGGGUGCUCAUGCACAAUGGUAUUAUUUCACAAUGAUACGACUUUCUCUGGUGGAGACUGUUAUUUGGUGUCAGAUUCCUUUUCGUUUAUGGAUAACACUUACACGGGCCGUACCCCUAAUGCCUUAGCGUUGAUUAAAGUAGACAAUGCUUCCAGAAAUCUGAUGUCACCGCCUACAAGAAGGGGAAGGGGACGAACUAGGAUCAUACUUGGGACUACUGUUGCAGUCGUCUUGAUGUUUUUGGUUGGCACAUUUGGCAUUUUUGCCCGAUGUAAGGUAAAAGCAGAUGAUGUUGAGGAUGAUGAUUCAGACUUACCGAGGCUGCAAAUAACUCGAUUCUGUUAUGAGGACCUGAAGGCCAUGACAGGAGAUUUCACCGUCAAGCUAGGGGAAGGAGGAUUUGGCUCGGUGUUUUUAGGAACUUUACCCAACGGCAUUAGGAUUGCAGUUAAGCGCCUUGAUGGUUUUGGUCAAAUAAAGAAAUCAUUCUUGGUGGAGGCUGAAACCAUUGGCAUUAUCAAUCAUGUCAAUCUGGUAAGACUACUUGGAUUUUGUGCUGAAAAAUCACUUAGGCUUUUAGUGUAUGAGUACAUGUGCAAUGGUUCUCUUGAUAAGUGGAUCUUCCAUAAAGUUGAAGAGUUUGACAUCUGUUGGCAAGUAAGAAGAAAGAUUAUCCUCAACAUUGCCAAAGGACUAGCCUAUCUCCAUGAGGAAUGCCAUCAAAAAAUAAUUCACUUAGACAUCAAACCCCAAAAUAUACUACUGGAUGAACAUUUCAAUGCGAAGCUUGCUGAUUUUGGGUUGUCGAAGCUUAUUGGUAAGGACGAAAGCCAUGUCAUGACGACCAUGCGAGGAACACCAGGUUACUUGGCUCCGGAAUGGCUAAACUCUGUUAUCACGGAAAAGGUAGACGUGUACAGUUUUGGCAUUGUGACGUUAGAAAUCCUAUGUGGGAGGAAAAAUGUGGACCGAUCUUUGCAGAGUGAUGAAGUGCAUAUGUUGACCCUUUUCAAGUGCAAAGCAGAACAAGAACAACUACUGGACAUGGUUGAUAAGUCUAGUGGUGACAUGCAACUACACGGCCAAGAAAUUGUCAAGAUAAUGAAAAUCGCAGCAUGGUGUUUGCAAGAUGAUUAUAGUAAGAGGCCUUCCAUGUCUACAGUGGUUAAAUGCUUGGAGGGCCUAGUUAGUAUAGACAGCUCAAGUUAUAGCUUCUCUGUUCCUUCUAGUCACAGCGAGCAGAUUGUUGACGAAGUUACUCAGCUAUCAGCCUUGCAAUUAUCAGGUCCUAGGUGAAGAAGUCCAAUUUCUAACGUAAGUUCUGACGCUUCGAUGGUUUGACUCCUUUGAUAGUGCUGAGAUUCUCAGUUCAUCCAGAUUACAGCGAUUACAUUGUGGAUCAAUUUACCAAGCUAGCCUCGCGAUCAUCACAUCCUAGGUGAACAGAACUUGUUUUACUCAUAAGUUCCUAGGCAUUAAUUCUUUAAGAGCUCUCACUGCAUUAUUAAACCUUGGUAUGAAGUCUUCGUGCAAGAUAAUGAUAUGAAUGGGGUAAAUGAGUUUCAUUAGGGGCUGACAUAAUCUCAAAGGACAAGAGGAUGAUGAACGAUGGUCAAAGGCAGCAUUUAAAUGGGAUAUCAUGCAUUGGUUUGUUGUUCUUGAGCAAACACUGAGCCACUAACAAGUCUAAUUUAAGGUAUUUUAAGAUGCUUGUCAACCUGUGCAAUCUCCCAUUCAGAUCAGCUUCACUGAAGCUUUGUGAAAAUGUCUUGGUCACUUGCUUCUGGUCGAGUCCUGGUUUCUCAGGUUCGCCAUUUCACUCAAGCAAGGCUCCUUCUGCUUCUGAUACGAAGACAGGCAACUAGUAAUGCUAACAAGCGAUUAGCAAUGCUGGACAUCUCCAUCUCAUGAGAUGGACUCCCGAUGGGAUUUAACCGUUUUGCCGUAUUUUCCAAGAUGUUAACAUGCAGAGGGCCACUGUAAGCUUCAUCAUUUCGAGCAUUUGGCGUUUUCAUUUCCACCAUUUUCUUGUACUCUGCCUUCUCAUUUGGCUCAUUGUGGGAUUUCUAUUGCUGUAACAUGCGAACGCAUUAGGUGUCAUUCAUAGUGGAAGUCAUUUCUUUGUUUUAGCA